This is a messenger RNA of Neopsephotus bourkii (Bourke's parrot), 1847 nucleotides long. Its product is annotated as serpin B10-like. The record is from RefSeq and is a predicted model, not a curated record. The transcript has 8 exons. Bases 188 to 1426 code for a protein of 412 amino acids. Gene Ontology annotation, molecular function: serine-type endopeptidase inhibitor activity. NCBI's taxonomy places the organism in Eukaryota, Metazoa, Chordata, Aves, Psittaciformes, Psittacidae. Gene Ontology annotation, biological process: negative regulation of endopeptidase activity.
UCACUUCACAUCCUACUCUGAGAUGAUUCAGUUCUUCUGAAUGUGGGAUGUGGCAUACAGGGCAUACAGUCAUGAGUCAUAAGAACUGUCCACUAUAAAUUUUCCCUACCCUUCAUGUGAACUGCAGAAACCUUGGAGACAACCAGAAGAGCAGCAUUCUUCCCUGAACAAAAUAAGGUUCAGAACAAUGGAAGCUUUGAAUAAAGCAAACACAAGCUUUGCUCUCGAAUUCUUCAAACAUGAGUGUCAAGAAGAUGGUAACAAGAAUAUUUUGUUCUCCCCUUUGAGUAUUUCAUCAGCCCUCGCUACUGUUUAUUUGGGAGCCAAAGGUAACACAGCAGAUCAGAUGGCAAAGGUACUUCACUUUAACAAAGUUGAAGGAGCCAAGAAUGUCACCACAACCAUAAAAAUGCAAGUCUUUUCCAGAACAGAAGAGCGUCUAGCAAACCGAUGCACUUGUUUUCAGAAGACAGAAAUUGGCAAAUCGGAUAAUAUCCAUACUGGGUUUAAAGCACUCAACUUUGAAAUCAACCAACGCACUAAAAAUUAUCUCCUUAAAAGCGUGAACCAGCUAUAUGGAGAAAAAUCAUUGCCUUUCAGUAAAGAAUAUUUACAGUUAGCCAAGAAAUACUACAAUGCAGAGCCACAAUCAAUUGACUUUGUGGGAGCAGCAGAUGAAAUCAGAAGAGAGAUCAAUUCCAAAGUCGAACACCAGACUGAAGGUAAAAUUCAAAAUCUGCUGCCUCCUGGAUCCGUAGAUUCACUCACCAGGCUAGUCCUGAUAAAUGUACUCUACUUCAAAGGAAACUGGGCAACAAAGUUCGAAGCUGAAGCCACCAGGCAAAGGCCUUUCAAAAUAAACAUGCAUACAACUAAACCAGUGCCCAUGAUGUACCUGAGUGAUAAGUUUAACUGCACCUACAUAGAAUCAGUCCAGACUGAUAUUCUUGAGCUUCCGUACGUCAACAAUGACCUCAGCAUGUUUAUCCUUCUACCAAGUGGCAUCACCGGCCUACAAAAGCUAGAAAGAGAAUUGACUUUUGAAAACUUGUCUGCAUGGACCAGCCCUGAACUGAUGGAGAAAAUGAAAAUGGAAGUUUAUUUGCCCAGGUUCACGUUAGAGGAGAAAUAUGACCUCAAAUCGACUUUGAGCAGGAUGGGGCUACAAGACGCCUUCAUUGAAGGUCAAGCUGAUUUUACAGGAAUGUCAGAAAAUGGUGAUCUGUUUUUGUCACAAGUUUUUCACAAGUGUUAUCUGGAAGUCAAUGAAGAAGGCACAGAGGCAGCAGCUGCCAGUUCAGCAACACUGGCAUCACGAAGUCUUGGUGCUACUGUUAUUUUUGUGGCAGAUCACCCUUUCCUCUUCUUUAUUAGGCACAACAAGACCAAAAGUAUCCUCUUCCUGGGAAGAUUCUCUUCCCCAUAAACUCAACACUUGUUAAACAGACUCUUGAAACAACAAUGAACAAACUGCACACCAUGAAGAGCAUCUCCUUAGUCCGUGAACUUCUUAAUUUUCCUGUACUGUUGACAAAUCUCUCAAUGUUAGAAGAGAGCACAUACAGAAAACAAUCUGGAAUUCACACCUCUUGCUCAUUUUCCUAGCCAAAGAACCCCAAAAUACUAGCACUACACUAUAAUCACCAAACUCUGCACAGAACAGUGCACUUUCUGAACCAGAGCUGCCACAAUGCAGAACACACCAAGUUCUGAUCUAAACCAGUAAUUCCAAACAAACUUGCUUUGGUUCAUAAGAAGAAAAGAACCAGGAAAAACUCAUUUCUGCAAAAGGCUGUUGAAUCUCCACUAGUUUCAGCUCACUGAGCUGGUCAUCCCUUGACAGCUAC